AAGAAUUUCUUGACAUUGAAGGUACCCUUUCUCUCUCUCUCUCUCUUUUGUUGCUUGACCCUCAAUCAAAGACGCCCCAUCUUUUCCGUUUUGCUUAGGCAAACUUCACACAGACACAGACUCUUCGAAGCCCUAAUCUCUCUCUUCCCCAAACCACCAUGGGUCGUGAAACCCUUCUUCAUCCACCACCACCAUCCACCACCGCCCCAACAGCCACACACACCCCACCACCACCGCCGCCGCCACUGCCGUCUCUACCUUCAUUGACACAAGCAGGACCAUCAGGAGGAGUAUCAGCAUCUGCACCUUCACCAUCUGCUUCACCUUCUUCUCCUGCUAUUGUUGCUACUACUGCUGUGGCUACUGCAGUUGCUGCUCCUCCUACCUCUCUUGCUCCUGGUUUCAGGUUCCAUCCUACUGAUGAGGAGCUUGUUAUCUAUUACCUCAAGCGCAAGGUUUGCGGCAAAAGCUUCCGAUUUGAUGCAAUUUCUGAGGUUGACAUCUACAGGAGCGAACCCUGGGACCUUGCAGAUAAGUCGAGGUUGAAGACUAGGGACCAAGAAUGGUACUUCUUUAGUGCACUGGACAAGAAGUAUGGCAAUGGUGGGAGGAUGAACAGGGCCACAAGCAAAGGAUACUGGAAGGCUACAGGGAACGAUCGUCCGGUUAAGCAUGAACAAAGGACUGUGGGGUUGAAGAAAACUCUGGUGUUCCAUAGUGGAAGAGCCCCAGAUGGUAAGAGGACCAAUUGGGUCAUGCAUGAGUACCGACUCGUCGACGAAGAGCUGGAGAGGGCUAGGUCUGGAUCCUCUCAGCCUCAGGAUGCAUAUGUUUUGUGUAGAGUUUUUCACAAAAAUAACAUAGGACCUCCGAAUGGGCAACGUUAUGCACCUUUCGUUGAAGAGGAGUGGGAUGAUGCAUCGGCAUUGGUUCCUGGGGCAGAACCUGUGGAGGAUGUUACCGUCACUGUUGCCCAUCCUCUACGCAUUGAAAGCAACGGUCGCACUUUAUGCAGCGACAGGAGAAACAAUGUUGCACAGGAUACUCAAUCUAACAACAAAGUUCCAUUUGAUGUGAACAAGCUUCCCAUUGAAACUCAAAGUCUGCUAGCUGUCUGCAAAAGGGAGAGUAUGGCCGAGUUUCCAUCACCUGAAAAGGAGGAUAACUCGAAGCGUCAGAUCGAUGAGUAUCCUUUGCCACAAACAGAAAACACCAAGCCUAUCUCCCAAAUAUACAAGAGGAGGAGGCAUUAUUUGAAUGUCAACCAUUCAAAUGUUAACGGAGAUUCAGUCCGAACCAUCCAAGAACCGCCAUGUUCAUCAACAAUAACCACCGCCGCAACGACACUCCCGACGGCCGCCACCACAGCCUCCACUGCAAUAACCAACGUUGCACCUAAAAAACAUUUCUUGUCUGCACUGGUGGAGUUUUCUUUGAUGGAAUCCCUCGAAUCAAAGGGAAAUGCAUCCGUUCAACCACCAGAGUUUGAUGAUGCUUCCUUGGAGGCAUCCGUGCCGCCAAAUUGUGUUAAGCUCAUCAAACGCAUGCAGGGCGAGAUUUACAAACUUUCCGAGGAAAGGGAGACUAUGAGGUUUGAGAUGAUGAGCGCACAAGCAAUGAUUAACAUGCUCGAGUCGCGCAUUGAAAUUUUGAGCAAAGAAAAUGAGGAACUGAAGAGCAUGAUUAAUAACAAUCCUUAGGGGAUUAGCACGGUGGCCAUGUAAUCUUGCUUAUUGCAACAGAGUGAUGGUGCUCUCAGUCUACCUGAUCUCUUGUUAUCUUUUAAGAGUUAAGAACUGUAGUCUUCUUCAUUUGGCUGAACUUUCUGAGUGGUAUUUAAACUUUGCCAUUUGUGUAGCCUUGUAGCUUAUGACUUGUUACCCUUGUUCAUCAAUGGCUAUGUUAGUCCCUCCUUCCUUUAA
Arachis stenosperma is the source of this 1922-nucleotide messenger RNA. Its product is annotated as NAC domain containing protein 50-like. The coding region runs from base 159 to 1700 and encodes 513 amino acids. The record is from RefSeq and is a predicted model, not a curated record. Lineage: Eukaryota; Viridiplantae; Streptophyta; Magnoliopsida; Fabales; Fabaceae. Gene Ontology annotation, molecular function: DNA binding. Gene Ontology annotation, biological process: regulation of DNA-templated transcription. The transcript is spliced from 4 exons.